Molecule: messenger RNA, 1212 nt
Organism: Nylanderia fulva
Lineage: Eukaryota; Metazoa; Arthropoda; Insecta; Hymenoptera; Formicidae
Source: RefSeq, a predicted model, not a curated record
AUGAGCAAGAAAUAUUCCUCGUCGUUGCGUCCAGAAAUGCUGGAGGGAAGCCUCGAUGACAAUAGCGAGACGACUCCGAGCAGUGAUAUCCAUGUGGACUUUAAGAUGCCAAAAGAGGCCGUGGUGGGCUCUUCGAUCGAACUGAAAUGCGAAUGGCGAAUAUCGGGUGGCAGCAAUCUCUACUCGGUCAAAUGGUACAAGGAUGAUCACGAAAUCUUUCGAUUUCUGCCCGACAGCAUCCAAAGAACCCAUGUUCCUCGGCCCGGCGUAAAGGUCGAGACAAGACCGAACAGCGAAAAGAAAUCGAUAAAAUUGAAGGAUCUCAGCCUAGAGAGCUCGGGCCAAUACAAAUGCGAAGUUUCCACCGAGGCGCCGUCCUUCGCUACCACUUAUCAGACUGCCAAUCUGACGGUGAUUCUGCUUCCGGAGAGGGGACCGGAAAUCAGAGGCCUGUCCCUGCACUACGCCGUCAGCGAGAACGUGACUGCCAACUGCAGUGCCUGGCCGUCCGUGCCUAAGGCCAAUCUACAUUGGACCAUCAACGACGAUCCGGUACCACGAGAAAACACUGUCCAGCAUCCGCCGAUUUCGGCCAUAAAGAGCGGGGGCAUCCCGAAUAGUUUGGGACUACGAUUGGAGGCUGAACCCCGGCACUUCAUGGGCGACGGCAAACUGGUGAAAGUCAAAUGCAUCGCCGAGGUGGGCUCACGCAAGUUCGAGGCCGAACGCAAGUUCCAGCUGGCAUACGUAAACAAUCAAAGGCUCAGCGCAGGUGAUCAUAUGCAUGCGGCCGCGCGCAGCAUCCGCACCGGCUUCCUAGCUAAACUGCUGACGGCGAUCCUCGCCCUUGCCCUGCUCAUGACGUGACCUACCGGUUUUCUUCUCGCGUGAGUCGGCCUCCACGAACGGAAAUCACGUUGCAGCGCGCGUGCGCGAUCGCUUCAGAAACGCGCGGCGGGUUCAGUGUCAGUUGUCCGAUCCUUACGUAUAUAAAAAGUUAGGCUUAGCUAUUAAGCGACGAUACACUCGAUGAUUAAUCGAUCGACCGGCUCGCUCUCGAUCUGAACGCGCUUCGCGACGAUACAUCACCGACAGAUUCUUUGAGAGAAACACAUAGAAAAUGAAAAUCUCGUUGAGACAUAAUCGUGAUAAAAGAAUAAAUUCCUAUUACCUAAUUAUUCCAUGCGUAUUAAUUAUUUAAUUUGCAAAUAU